UCAUAGAAACACCCUGCUGUGGGGUCCCUUCAUAGGCUGAGCCCAUGGAGUUCCCCCUGACCCAGAUAUGCCCCCAAGGGAGUCACAAAGCCCCCACCCCGACCUUCAGCACCUUCCAGCCCAUGAACUUGACCCACAGAAGCUACCAAGACCUGGGCUUGCUCUCUGGGCCCAGCCAGGCCCCCAGGGCGGCCCACAUUCCAGGGAAUGCUGAGGAGGUGCCUGGUGAAGGAGGUCUAACCCUGAAGGCUGAGACCCGGACUUGGUUCCAGAAGACCCAGGCCCACUGGCUCCUAGAGCAUGGGGCAGCCCCUGCCUGGUUCCAUGGCUUCAUCACGCGGAGGGAAGCCGAGAGGCUGUUGGAGCCCCAGCCUCAGGGAUGCUACUUGGUACGGUUCAGCGAGAGCGCGGUGGCCUUCGUGCUGACUUACAGGAGCCGGACCUGCUGCCGCCACUUCCUGCUGGCCCAGCUCACGGACGGGCGCCACGUGGUGCUGGGCGAGGACAGCGCCCACCCGCGGCUGCAGGACCUGCUGCAGCACUACUCGGCGCACCCGCUCAGCCCCUAUGGGGAGACGCUUGCCGCGCCCCUUGCCCGUCAGACUCCAGAGCCCAUAGGACUUUUCCUAAGGACUGAAGAACCAGAUUCUGGAAGCAAAAGCUGGGACCCAAACCCUCAGUACAGCCCAAUCAUUAAAAAGGGGCAGGCUCCAGCCCCAACACAAAAAGAGAAGAACUCAGAACCAAAGGAGCCCUCCCAGCCACCCAGGCCCAGGCCUCCCAUCCCCACCAAACCUCAGCUGCCCCCGGAAGCCUACACAAGCCCCUCUCUUCGACCCCGCCUGGCCACACCCCUCAAGCCCACCAACCCUAUCUACUAUGAGCCUGAUGAACCCAUCGCCUUCUAUGCCAUGGGCCGGGGCAGCCCUGGGGAGGCCCCCAGCAACAUCUACGCUGAGGUAGAAGGUGAAGGCCCUCUGUCCCCACCCAUGCUGCAGAAGUGCCGGUCCAGGCCUAUCCCAGGAAGCCAGAGUCCAGGUGGACCACAGCUAUAUUCUGAGAACUCUGUGGCUAGACAAGGGCCUGCCCUGCCCCAGAAGCUUCCAUCCACCUGGAGACACACCCUUCCCCACAAUCUUUCAAGGUAG
Molecule: messenger RNA, 1148 nt
Organism: Otolemur garnettii (small-eared galago)
Lineage: Eukaryota; Metazoa; Chordata; Mammalia; Primates; Galagidae
Gene: SH2D2A
Product: SH2 domain containing 2A
Exons: 8
Coding region: 45-1148 (367 amino acids)
Cellular component (GO): cytoplasm
Source: RefSeq, a predicted model, not a curated record